Messenger RNA from Vicia faba (fava bean), 1242 nucleotides. NCBI's taxonomy places the organism in Eukaryota, Viridiplantae, Streptophyta, Magnoliopsida, Fabales, Fabaceae. The record is from the annotation of a GenBank genome assembly.
AUGGCGAAACCUGGCAGAGCUCGUCGCUCACCACCGUCAGGUUCCGUCUCCGGAUCUUCCUCUCUCUCCUCCUCUUCCCGUUCCUCUUCUCGCUCUCGUUCUCGCUCCAGAUCCUUCUCUUCCUCCUCCCGCAGUUCCAAGAGUCGCAGCCGGAGUCCUCCGCCUCAGAGACGCAAAAGUUCCACUGAACCAUCUAGGCGAGGUCGUUCUCCCGCUCUUCCUCCACCUCCACAAUCUAAGAAAUCUUCUCCUCCCCCAAGGAAACCUUCUCCUGUACGCGAGUCUCUUGUUCUGCACGUUGAAAAACUCAGCAGGAAUGUCAAUGAAGGCCAUUUGAAAGAAAUUUUCAGUAAUUUUGGUGAGGUUGUAAGUGUAGAGUUGGUGAUGGAUAGAGCUGUUAAUCUUCCAAAAGGAUACGGGUAUGUGCAUUUCAAGACAAGAGGGGAAGCCGAAAAAGCAUUAAAUUUCAUGGAUGGUGCCCAAAUAGAUGGCAAUGUCAUUAAGGCAAGAUUUACUCUACCUCCAAGACAGAAAGUUUCACCACCCCCAAAAGCUUCUGCUGUUGCUCCAAAGAGAGAUGCACCUAGGACUGACAACGCUGGUGCAGAUGUUGAAAAAGAUGGGCCAAAGCGUCCUAGAGAAUCUCCUCCGCGGAGAAAACUUCCUCCAUCACCGCGAAGAAGAUCUCCUGUGCCUCGAAGAGCUGGAUCUCCUAGACGACCAGAUUCUCCUCGACGCCGUGCAGAUUCUCCUGUCCGUCGUCGAUUAGAUUCUCCCUAUCGCCGUGGAGCUGGAGACACACCUCCUAGGAGGAGACCUGUGUCGCCUGGAAGAGGUCGUUCUCCAUCUCCCCCACCUAGGCGUCUGAGAUCCCCUGCAAGAGUCUCACCUCGAAGAAUGCGUGGAAGCCCAGGCCCAGGGCGGAGACGUACUCCUCCUCCUCCUCCAAGACGCCGUUCACCUCCCAGACGAGCUCGUAGUCCUCCUAGAAGAUCUCCAGUUGGUCGUAGGCGUAGCCGCUCUCCAAUACGUAGAUCUGCACGCUCUCGCUCAAGAUCAUUCUCACCUCGCAGAGGUCGGCCACCUAUGAGACGGGGAAGGUCAUCAUCUUACUCGGAUUCGCCAAGUCCUCGCAAGGUAUCCCGAAGAUCAAAGAGUCGCAGUCCAAGAAGGCCUUUGAAAGGAAGAGCUAGUAGUAACAGUAGCAGCAGCAGUUCACCACCACCAGCCCGCAAACCAUAG